AUGCUGUAUGAAACACAAGCGACGAUCAAUCGUCUGGAUGAAGAGCUCGGACAGGCCAAUGAGAAGGCGAAAUCACUGGGGGCGCACGAUGUGGCGACGGAGGACAACGCGAGUUCCUCGGGCACCAUUGGGCCUGCGACGCCUUCGAAAUCCAAGUGCAAGCACAACGACGAAGUGCCCACGCCCAGUCGCCAAUCGUCUCGGCAGACGAAGGCCAAACGAUUUGAAAUGUAG
This is a messenger RNA of Aphanomyces astaci, 234 nucleotides long. RefSeq lists its product as hypothetical. The record is from RefSeq and is a predicted model, not a curated record. The transcript has 2 exons. Lineage: Eukaryota; Oomycota; Saprolegniomycetes; Saprolegniales; Verrucalvaceae. Bases 1 to 234 code for a protein of 77 amino acids.